AUGCCAAAGAGUCCGCCUGCGAGUGGGCCCGAGGAGGAGUUUGGAGAUGUCCAGACCCUUCAGCCCCCCGGAGAAGGAGUGGACUUAAGAUUAUGCAGCAUUGCCGGUAUCCUCUGUAGCCUGGAUUUACUGGACUCUGGAGUCAUCUCGAGCGCCUCUGUUACAUCCAUGCUGAGAGAUCUCCAUCUGGACCAGGGAAACAGAUAUUCAGUCUCCAUUUUCAUUUUCACGAUUGCAUCGAUUGCUUUUCAGCUUCCGUCAACAAUAGCGGUUAGGGCCUUUGGGCCUCGGAUCUGGUUUUCCUUCAUCACUUUCUGCUUUGGUCUAAUCACAUUAUGCACGGCUUUUGUUCAGACCUGGAGACAAAUGAUCGGUUUGAGAAUCCUCCUCGGUAUCGCUAUGUCGGGCGUCUACCCGGGAUUGACGUACUUAAUCAGCACGUGGUACACCCGAAAGGAACAACAACUACGCUUUGCGCUCAUGCAGAGUGGCGAGGUCAUUGUUCUCGCUACCGGCGGUAUUGUCAACUUUGGCCUCAACCAACUCGAGGGCCACUCUGGAAUCAAAGGCUGGCAAUGGAUGUUCAUCGUUCAAGGCGCCAUCGCUGCAUUCAUGGGCAUCAUCACGUAUUGGUGGAUGGUUGAUUUCCCGGAGAAUGCGCAUCAGAGCUUCAUGUUUCUUAAUGAGGAAGAGAGUAAGGUUGCGGCGAGUAGAAUUGAAAAAGACAGGGGAGAUGUGAUGGUGGAUUCGUUUUCGUGGAAGAAGGUGCUCGUGCAUGCAAAAGACCCCAAGGUUUACGGAUUCUGCACGAUGUACUUUCUGCAGAAUCUGGUGUCAACAUCGCUGUCUUAUUUCCUGCCGAUUAUCCUGCAAGGCGGUAUGCGAUUCGGCACAAACAAGGCCAUCUUGUUGUCUGCGCCACCGUACUACUACGCCGUCAUCCCGGCAAUCCUAUCAUCACUUGUUGGGGACAAGUUCCAGCUACGAGGGCCUGUCAUCACAUUCAACUCAAUAUGCCUCAUCAUUGGAUUUUGCAUGCUGGGAUUUACGGACCAGGUCACCGUUCGUUAUGUGGGGACCUACCUUGCUACUGGCGCAUACGUGGCCAACUGGGCGGCAUUGGCGACUUACCAGGCUAAUAAUAUCGUUGGACAGUGGAAACGGGCGUUCUUCGCCGCGGCGGUCACGGCAUGCAAUGGUGCUGGUGGUAUUGCGGGGAGCUUUAUUGUGAGACAGUCCGAGGCGCCGCGGUAUAUGACAGCUAUUUGGGUCUCGAUUGGGUGCGCCGCACCGCCGGCCGACACGAUGGUUUUCCUAGGCAUAUUCCGCGCCAUUUACGACUACGCUCCCCAGAGCGAGAAUGAGCUCGCCUUGUCCGAAGGCGACAUUUUGAUGGUCCUGGAGAAGUCGACCGACGACGAUUGGUGGAAGGCGAAGAAGAAGGUCUCUAGCGAGGACGAGGAUGAGCCCGAGGGAUUGAUCCCCAAUAAUUAUGUAGAAGAGGCUGCCCCUCUCCAGAAAGCAAAGGCCCUCUACGACUACACCCGCCAGACCGACGAAGAGCUCUCCUUCAAGGAAGACGCCCUUCUCGAUGUCUACGAUACUUCAGACCCGGAUUGGACACUGGUUGGGGUGGAUGGAGAUUAUGGCUUUGCUCCGUCAAACUACAUUGACGUGAAGGACAAUGUCGCAGAGGUAACGUCCCCCGCAUUGCCGGCCCGUCCACCUGCCCCAGCUGCGCCUGCCCCAGAUUCGGACGAUGAACAGCAGCCCCCAACCCCCGACAGCCCUGUCCAUCAGAGCCCUGCUGCUGCUCUCGCAGGCAUUAUUCAGAAGAAGUCUGAACAAACCGCGGCUCCGCGGGGAGCUAUCUCACCCCCCCCUAAUAUUCGUCUUCCUCCUCGUAAAACCGUGCAAUUCACUCCAGAAGAAUCGGACGAGGAUUCCGCCCCGCCGCCUCGACUUCCGAGAAGACCGGAAUCGCAGCAAAUCUCGCCUCCCAUUACACAAUAUGCUUCCCCGCGAUCUCCCGAAUCACCACCUGCAACAGUGGUCUCCCCUCCCGCUCGAAGCGUUACGUUCGACCAGAUCGACACCGAAGACCGCCAGCCUCGAACACCCCUCUCCGCUUCCGGAUACCAUCUCUACAACAUCCACGAGUAUUUGUCGCAGCCGGGCAAGAACAAGAAAAUGCCCAUGGUACUAGGCAUCAAUGUCCCUAAGGGCGUGAUUAUGAUUGCGCCUCCGAACUCUCGUGAUGGACCGCAACAAGAAUGGUCGGCGGACAAGCUCGAGUUAUACUCCCAAGAGGGGAAGCACGUCUUCUUGGAGCUGAAAAGACCUAGUAAGAGUGUGGACUUCCAUUGCGGAGCAAAGGAUACCGCGUCAGAGAUUAUGGAAGCGCUCAGUGAACUGUCUGGUCUUGCAAAGGCUUCGGGGCUCCGAGAAGUCCUUGCUGCAGGCUCUGGGCACUCGAACGUGCAAAAGAAGGGACAUAUGCUGUUCGACUUUAUGGCUCAGGGGGACGACGAGGUCACGGUCGGCCUUGGAGAUGAGGUGUUGAUUCUCGAUGAUUCGGCAAGUGAUGAGUGGUGGAAGGUUCGGCGGUUGAAGAACGGCAAAGAAGGAGUCGUGCCAUCUAACUACGUCGAAAUUACAGAAACCGUCCCCAUCGCCUCCUCCUCGAGUCGUUCCGGAAUCAACGCUGGACGGUCGGUGACAGAGCAGAAUAGAUUGGAGGAGGAAGACCUUACGCGCCAAGUCUCUAAAUCGAACAGACGGCAUGAUAGCGAUGUUAGGGCUGAUCAGAGAAGCAAACGCGAAAGCACCGCAAAGGACUCAAAGUCCUCGUCCAAACCGAAUCCUAACAGAGUACGGACUUGGACCGAUCGAUCCGGAUCUUUCAAAGUCGAGGCGGAGUUUUUGACUAUAAAAGAUGGCAAAAUUCAUCUCCACAAGGUGAAUGGUGUCAAGAUUGCUGUGCCUGUCCCGAAGAUGGCCAUAGAAGAUUUGGAAUAUGUUGAGCGUGUAACGGGCAUCUCUCUAGACGACGAUAAGCCCCUAUCUGAUAUCAAACGCAAGAAUACCCAGCGCGCCAAGGAGCAAGCGGCUCGCUCGACCUCAGGAAUCACCGUCGAAAAGAAGCCGGAGUAUGACUGGUUCGAUUUCUUCCUGCAGUGUGGUGUCAACCUGCAGAUCUGCGAACGAUACGCCAUGGCGUUCCACAAAGAUCAGAUGGGCGAGGAGAAUCUUCCAGAUAUCUCAGACAAGCUUUUGCGGACCUUGGGCUUGAAGGAAGGGGAUAUUCUGCGAGUCAUGAAAUAUCUCGACAACAAGUUUGGACGCACCGCAGAACGAGAGAAACGAAGUGUUAGCUUUGGAGGCGCGUCUGUAAUCGAAGAUGGCGAUGAAGCGAAUGGCAGUGCUGGCGGACUCUUCUCCGGGCCUGGUGGUGUGCUGAGAAACAAUACUCGUAAGGGACGUCCUGCUCCUCCGGUGCAGACCAACGACGUCGUGGAUCCGAAGGCUUUUGAGCAGAAGACUGAUGAUACGGUUAAGAAGCCAGUUGAUUCAACAGCGACUCCUCUUGCUUCCGCGCCGGUCCCUGAAAAGAAGGUGGAAGGAUUUGACGACAAUGCUUGGGAUGUUAAGCCUUCAAGACAGCCAUCUACAUCUGCACCCGCACCUGCACCAGCUGCAUCAACACCUCCGGCCGCAACACAACCUCCCGCUCCUGCACCGGCGCCCACUGCGCCUGCGCCUGCACCUGCACCUGCACCUGCACCUGCACCUGCACCUGCUCCUGCUCCUGCUCCACAAGUACCUGCUCUCACAGGAUCUUUAGGCGAGCUUUCAAUUCUCAUGCCCGCGAUCAAACCGGAAGUUACAGCCGCACCUUCAGCCGCCCCCCCAGCAGUGUCCCAACCACCUCCUCAGCCGGUGCAGCCUACUGGAGCCGCCCCAUCACUCUUCGAUCAAGUGGCCGCCGUGCAGCCACUUCCACCCCAACAGCUCGCUCCUCCGCGGAUGAGGCCCCAGGCGCCUCCCCAGCAGAACCAGGGAGGUCUCAUCGCUCCUCCACCCCAGCGAGCUUCAUCUGCUCCCCAAAAUCCACAACAGAGUGCCUUUGGACCUCCGCCGCCAUUGCAGCCCCAACUUACGGGAUAUGGGGGCGCUCCAAACAUGCACACCCAGGUCGCUCCACCGGGUGCUAGCCUGCAAGAUCUUAACAUGCAACGUCUACAGCAGCAGAGCCUCCAACAACAGAUGACUGGCUUCCCGCAACAAAACCAAGGUUUCCAGUUCCAGCAAAAUGGCAUCAUGCCUCAACCGACUGGGUACAACACGAUGUCCCCUCCACCAAUGCAGUCUCAACCGACGGGAUUCGCGCCCUUCCAGCAAUCACAGCCGACCAGCUUCCAGCAAGGAUUUCAACCGGGCAUGCAACAGGGCUUUCAGCAGAACGCCAGCCCUUUUGCAGACCCACCACGACCGCCAUUCCAACCAAUGCAAUCCCAACCCACAGGGUUCCAGUCUUUCUCUCCUCAACCACUUAACCCGCAAGCUACUGGAAUCAACCGAUUCCUACCUCCCGCAAUCCAGCCCACACCAACUGGAUUUGGACAGACGCAGAGCCCUCCACCGAUGCCACCGAUGCCGCCUAUGCCUCCGAUGCCUCCGAUGCCACAAGCGCAACCUCUUGUUGCACAGAAGACGGGACCGGCGCCGUCGAUUAGGUUUGGAGUACAGCCUGCGAAAAAAUUAACGCCUCAGCCGACGGGGAGAGCGAAUUUGGCCAAAGCUACACCUCAGAACCCGUUCGGUUUCUAA
Molecule: messenger RNA, 4830 nt
Organism: Lindgomyces ingoldianus
Lineage: Eukaryota; Fungi; Ascomycota; Dothideomycetes; Pleosporales; Lindgomycetaceae
Exons: 7
Coding region: 1-4830 (1609 amino acids)
Biological process (GO): transmembrane transport
Cellular component (GO): membrane
Molecular function (GO): ubiquitin binding; transmembrane transporter activity; cytoskeletal protein binding
Source: RefSeq, a predicted model, not a curated record